UUUGUAGAGAGCACAGUAAUUAUUCCGACUAUGCUAGAAAAAUAUGGAAGAUGUCGGAAACGACGACUUCUCAAAGAAGUCGUACUUAUAUUAUUGGUUGCUGCGGUGCAGCCCGUGCUCUCCUCAUCAAAAUCCACCCCAGAAGCUCAGCUCACUGACGUGGAGCUCACUUGCCCGGAUGAUUGGAUCCGACACGGCACGAAAUGCUAUCUCCCAUUCAAUAUUCACCAAAGCUGGCCGUUUGCCAUGACCACGUGUCAAAGAUAUGGAUCGACGUUGGCCAAGAUACAGACUGGAUCCGAGAACCAGUUUAUCGCUUCGUUACUCUCGAAACCCGGCAAACCGACGGAAGGGAAGGAGUAUUGGAUUGGCUUGACUGUUGAGGUCCUUGACGACGACGAACUAUAUCUCUGGUCGGAUGGAACCCCUACAAGCCGUUAUGUUGGAUUCUGGCGCCAAGAUCAACCAAACUUCCUUAAUGGAUCCUGUGCUCUUGGAAAAGUCGAACGAAAAGACCUGGAAUGGCGCCUGGACACCUGCAACUUGCUCCGCAGAUUCGUCUGUGAACGCCCAGCAUGCGUCCAAGGAUCUUACUUCUGUUCUUCUGGAUCUUGCAUCUCCGAGUCAAAAAAGUGUAAUGGACAUAAUGAUUGUGACGAUGGGAGUGACGAGCAAAACUGUCCAUCGGCUUUCCAGCCGAAUUGUAGGACUUAUGAGAAGGGAGAAAGUGGGCAGUUGAGCUCUACGAAUUACCCAAAUUCAUAUGACCCAAAUUUGAAUUGCCGACAUGUGCUCGAAGGACCGAUUAAUUCAAGAAUCGAGCUAACAAUUGAACAUUUUGAGACAGAGCCAGACUUUGAUAUCCUUACAGUCCUGGAUGGAGGUCCAGCGGAAAAUAGUACCACAGUUAUAAAACGUCUCUCUGGAUCCAUGGAAACGGUUCAAACUAUCACAUCGGCCACGAAUAUGAUGAUCGUACAGUUCAGGACCGACGCUCAAUCGAAUGCCAGAGGAUGGCAGUUGAAGUGGAGAGCUGUCCCAUUCACCUGUGGAGGCCACUUUACCGCCCAGGCCUACAUCCAAUCCUUUGUCUCUCCCGGCUACCCAAAGACCUUUGCAAAUGGCGCCGAAUGUGUGUGGACUGUGGAAUCUACGCCAGGACAAGUGGUUUCUUUGAUUUUCGACGACUUCUCUUUGAGGGCCGAAGACAGCCUGAUUGUCUACAAUGGAGCAACACCAUCGGCGACAGUUUUGGCGUCAUUCUCGGGGAACCUCACCACGAAAAAAUACAUCACCUCUUCUACCAACAUCGUCUACAUCUACAUGAUGACUCGCACCACCUCCAGCUCCCGUGGAUUCUCAAUUUCCUACAAACGAGGUUGCGAUCUUUCUAUGACAGAUCCCCACGGAGAAAUUAUCUCCCCGGGGUACCUGGCAACUGAGUACCCGAACGAUGUCACUUGCACCUUCACCAUUGAGAUUGAGAAUUUGAAAGCUGACCGAAGCUUGAGCAUCAUCCCAAAUCGAUUCGACGUCGCUGAUGAUGACUCUGUGAGGAUCUUCGAGAAUUUGGUAAAAGGGAAGGCUCUUCACGAGAGUGAUGGAUUUACGGCAAAGUCGAAACCGGAGAAGCAGAUUGAUUCAGAGGCAAAUCGGCUGCAGAUGGUGUUCAAGUCAAGCGCAUCGAGACAGGCUAUGGGAUUCAACUUCAGUUAUUCUAUUGAUUGCCCAGCUUUCCCAACAGUUCCGAUGGUUACUCUGUCCACCAAGCAAAGAUCUGUGAACACCAAGGUCACUGUGGAAUGCCCUAUUGGAUUUGAGUUUGCCUCUGGAGAAGGUGUCUCAAAAACAGUUGAGUGUUUGAUUGGAGGUACUUGGUCGCAAUCUCAGAUUUCUACUUGUCAGCCAAUCUACUGCGGCGCGGUUCCACAAAUCGCCAAUGGAUUCGUCGACUCUGCCACGAACGUGUCGUUUGGCGGUCAGGUCAAGUACUCCUGCCACAAGGGUUUCUUCUUCGCCUCCGGAAAGGAUGUCGAAACUGUAUACUGCGGAGAACUAGGCAAGUGGGGAAUCCCACCGGCUUGCAAGGCGGCCACGUGCCAACCUCUCGCCCAGUUCAGCAAUGGAGAUCGUCGUCUUGAGUUCGGAGAUGGCACCGGGUACGGUAGUGUGUUCCGCUUUGAUUGCCACUCCGGGUACCGGAGAGAAGGAGUUGAGAGCUCGCUGUGCAAAUCCGAUGGGACAUGGUCUUCAAAGCAACCCAACUGUACAAAAGUCGCCUGCACCCACCUCCCAGAAGUUGCGAAUGCUAAAAUAGAGGUUCCGGAUAGAUUUUUGUUUGGUGACGUGGCCCGAGUGGUCUGCAACUCUGGCUUCACUAUCGACGGACCUGAAGAGAUCCGCUGCUUGGCCAACCAGACGGUGUCCUCCACGCCGAAAUGUAUUGACAUUGACGAGUGCUCGUCCGGAGUGAGUCAGUGUCAAUCUCUCGGCACCCAGUGUGUGAACCUUCCUGGAUCCUACAUGUGUCAAUGUCUAGAUGGGUAUCAACCGCAAUUGAUGUGCCUUGAAUCUAAUCCAAUCGAUGCUCGAUCCUCUUCAAAGUGGUGCGUGGAUUCCAAAAAUGUGGGAAAAGAUCGAAAGUAUCCCACGAAAGUGGUAAAGUUCGCGAUUCCGAUGAUCGUUGAGCAAAUCAAAUUCGCCAAUGUUCGCAACGGAAAAAUCACGAAAAUCAGUAUCAAGUACUCGGAAACUGACAAAACCCGUACCAAAAAGCUUAUCAUCGACAACGAAUCUAUACUCGAUGUGGAUGAGGACAACAUCGCAACACUUCCAAUGGCCAUAGAAGUUCAGGUUCUAGAAAUUGAGGUUGUCGGACUAGAAGGGUCUCCGUGUCUGGAAGUCGAGACACUGGGAUGUCAGCGGACAUCCUGCGCGGAUAUCAAUGAAUGCUUGAAGGAUAAUGGUCAUUGUGAUCAUCUGUGUAUCAAUACGCAGGGGAGUUAUAAGUGCGAUUGCCGCAACGGCUACGACAUCUUCACCGAGAACGGACAAUCCGGCGUGAACGUCUCCACCGGAGAAACCGGCAACAACAUGAACGACUUCAUCCGAUUUAACAAAUCAUGCGUACCCCGACAGUGUUCCCAUAUCGGAUCACCUGAAAAUGGGCAGCUAUUGUCAACUGCCGAACGAUUCGAGUAUCCGAUGAUUGUGCAAUUCCAAUGUGCCUUCGGGUACCAGAUGAUGGGGCCGGACUAUAUUCAGUGUCUGGCUGAUGGAACUUGGAAUGGUACAGAGCCGUUCUGUUUGUCCGCCACUUGCCAGGGAAUCGAGGCUUCUUCUAAAUCCGAUGGGCUCACCGUAACUCCUAACAACUCUACAAUCUCCUUCGGGCAGAAUGUCACAAUCUCUUGCUCCUUUCCAAACCGUCCUGGAAAACUAUCAUCUCCUCUUUCCAACUACCGUCAGUGCAUUUUCGACCCACAAGAUGAUGGAAGAGACUACUGGCUGUCCGGCCCGGCUCCCGAGUGCUCAUUCAUCGAGUGUCCGGCUCCACCAACCAUGCCUGGCGCAGUAUACAAUGGGGAUGUUACCGACAGGAAAAUGGGGUCGACGCUGGAAUUCACCUGCCGCCAACCUUACACCGUUGUCGGAAGAUCGUCUGCUGGCGAUCAGAACAUCAAAUGCUCCCCCGACGCCACCUGGGAUCUAGGAGAUCUGAGAUGUGAGGGUCCGGUUUGUGUAGAUCCAGGAUACCCAUAUGAUGGGCAAGUGGAUCUAGAGUCUGUCGAAGAGGGAGCAAUUGCCAAGUUCUCUUGUAAGAGACCAGGAUUCGUGCCGUUCCCGUCGGACACCUUGCAGUGCACACUUGGAGCAUCGUGUGUGCUCUCUGAGGAUGUGGGUAUUGUGUCUGGGUUCGUGCCGGAUGGAGCGUUCGCCGAUAAUUCCGACUCAACAAAUCUUGGAUAUGAGCCACAUCACGCUAGGAUGGGAUCCUCAGGAUGGUGUGGUGCCAAGGAAGACUUCAUCUUCUUGAGCGUUGAUUUACAGAGAAUCUACACCUUGACUACACUCCGGAUCGCUGGAGUCGCCGGAUCCGGUCAUCUCAAGGGACACGUCACGAAAUUCCAACUGUUCUACAAAACUGAAAACCAGCAUACCCAUAAGCCAUAUCCAGUAGAAUUCGAGUCCCCCGCCGGGAAUCACAACGCUAUGCAUCACUUCGAUCUGAAGUUCCCACUCCGUGCUCGCUACAUUUUGUUCGGAGUCACCGAGUACGAGGGCAACCCGUGCAUGAAGUUCGAUUUAAUGGGAUGCGUCGCGCCAGCUUCUCCGUCUCAUGAACUGGACAGUCACCUUCAGAUAGGGUGGAAUGGUUCAGUGCCGCAAUGUGUUGAUAUGGAGCCUCCGAAGUUUGAGAACUGCCCAGAGUCGGAGAUCUUUGCCAAGGUUGAUGAAAAUGGACAGUUGAAGGCUGUCGAGUUUGAGGAACCAGCUGCAAGUGAUAAUAGUGGAAAGAUCGCCUACACCCAGAUUGAGCCCCUCGGAAUGCGAACUGGCCUAAUGAUCACAGAGGAUAUGGAUGUCACCUACACCGCAUUCGACUCUGCUGGAAACACUGCAGUUUGUGUUCUGAAAAUCCGCAUUCCAGAUACCCAGCCACCUGUCAUGAAAUGUCCGGACUCGUACACCAUCCCUGUUGGAAACUCCACGAAGCACGUGAUCUUCGACAUGACCACUGUAGAUAUGGUACUUCAUGACACCUCCAACGUGUCCGACGUGACCUUCACACCAUCUGAGGCUACACUGAAGAUCGGAGAGUUUGAGGAGGUGACGGCGCAGGCGGAGGAUGAGAAUGGAAAUCGGAACAGCUGCAAGUUCCAGGUCGCGUAUGCACCUGAAGCAUGCUCCCCGGCAUCCUUGGCCUCUUCGAAUCAAAUUGUCAAGAACUGCGUUCACGAGGAAGGGGCAGUGGUGUGCAGUGUGUAUUGCGCUCAAGGAUAUCGAUUUGUGGAUCCAGACCAGAUUACGCAGAACUUUGUGUGCAAGGAUGGAAGAUGGUCGCCAAGGAAUAAUGCGCCAGCUUGUGUGCCAAUUCCAAAAGACCCUGCUGGCUUCCACGUCAACGUUGGUAUUAGCUACCCAGUAUCCUCGCCAGUACCGAAUCAUUGCUUAAAGGGUUACGCUGAGCUUGCUGCAAAAGAAUUCGACAAUCUUGACAAGGUACUCAGCUCUAGAUGCUCUUCCUCUGUAGAAGUUCACGUGAAACUUUUGAAACUAGACUUUAGCAACCAAAACGGAGUGCUCACUGGAAACUAUACUAUCCAAGUGCUCCCCACCGAGCAGCAGAGUGUAUUCUAUGAUCUGUGCGGGUUGACACUUCGAACUAUCUUCGAUCUGAAUAUUCCUGGAGCGAAUCAGCCGAUUCAAGCGCUACUCAGUUUGUCGGGAGAGGCGAUUGCUUCGCAGACUGCUGGAUGUCCUAGCAUAACCGCCAAGGCUUCAAGUGUAGUGCAAGGUUUUGCUUGUGCCACUGGAGAAGUUUUAAGGCAAGAGGCGAAGGAUCGACUUCCAGAGUGCAUGGCGUGUCCAAGCGGUUCAGUCAACAUCAACAACACUUGCAUGCUCUGCCCACGAGGAUCCUACCAAGACGAAUCCGGUGAAACUUCGUGUAAACCUUGCCCAGAUGGCACAUACACCUUGGACGAGGGAUCUCAAUCCGUUGGAAGCUGCUUAGCAAUCUGUGGGUUCGGAAUGUACAGCUCCACUGGGCUUAUUCCAUGUCAGCUCUGCCCUCGUCACACUUUCUCCGGAGCUGCUCCGAUCGGAGGAUUCCGAGAGUGCGAAGCUUGCCCAUCGGGAGCUUACACUGCUAAGCUCGGAGCAUCCAGUGCAUCUGAGUGUAAGCAAGCUUGCAAGACAGGAACCUACAGUAAUUCUGGCUUGGAACCUUGCUCGGCAUGCCCGAUCAACUUCUAUCAGCCAACCGUCGGACAGCAAAGCUGCAUCGAGUGCUCUAACACCACCGCGACUCAAACCACCGGAGAAUCCCUCGAAUCAUCCUGCUUCCCGAUCGACUGCUCGGCGAAAAUGUGCGAGAACAACGCCGAGUGCUCGGUAUUCAUGCACAGAGCCCAGUGUCACUGCAAGCCAGGAUAUGUCGGAGAUCGCUGUGAGAUGCUCGAGGACGUGUGCUCCACACAGCCAUGCUAUAACGGUGGGAAGUGUGAGCAAGUGGGCACAACUUACAAGUGCACGUGCCCGAAGAUGUUUAAUGGAGCCAGAUGUCAAUUUGAGAGUGAUGAGUGCAAUGGGGUAAAGUGUCCGAAUGGAGGUGUCUGUCAUGAUUUGCCAGGGGUUAAGUCGACGACAUGUCUGUGCAGAACCGGAUUCGCCGGACCCCAAUGCGAGGAGAUCACCGAUAUCUGUUCUACAAACAACCCUUGUCGAAAUGGUGCUCGGUGUAUUGGCGAGAAGCUCGGAAGAUUCAAGUGCCAGUGUGUACCGGGAUGGGAAGGACCCAAUUGCGACAAGAAUAUUGAUGACUGUGCUGACUCCCCGUGUGCUCUCAACGCGACUUGCGUCGACUUGAUCAACGACUACAAGUGUGAAUGUCCGACAGGGUUCAGUGGUAAGAGAUGCCAUAUUAAAGAAAACCUCUGCGCAUCUUCCCCGUGUGUUCACGGACUGUGCAUCGACAAACUCUACUCUCGCCAAUGCCUCUGCCAACCGGGAUGGACUGGCGAGAACUGUGAUCAGAACAUUGACGAGUGCGCGGCUUCCCCAUGCCAGAACGAUGCCAAAUGCAUCGACGAGAUCAAUGGCUACAUGUGUGAAUGUGCGGAUGGUUAUGAAGGGGUUCACUGUCAACAUCUUGUGGAUCAUUGUGCCAAGCAGCCAUGUCACAAUAAUGCUACGUGUACCAAUAUGGGCGCUACCUACCAUUGUGAUUGUACGUUAGGCUUUGAUGGGGUCCAUUGUGAGAUGAAUAUUGACGAAUGCGCUGAAAAUCAAUGUGACAAGCUCGGAACGGAAUCAUGUAGAGACGCUGUUAACGACUUUAAGUGUGUCUGUAAGCCCGGGUACACUGGGCCACGAUGUGAUGUCAAGCAGGAUCAAUGCGCAGACUCCCCAUGUCUGAACGAUGCUCAAUGCGUUGAUAUGGGUGGAGCUUACAAGUGUGUCUGCAAAUCGGGAUGGACCGGUCCGAAGUGUGAGCAGGAUAAUGGGAGCUGCGCCGCCAAGCCGUGCAGGAACAAUGGAUUCUGCGUGAGCCUCGUCGCCGACUACUUCUGCGUGUGCCCUCCAGGAGUAUCCGGAAAGAACUGCGAGUCGGCGCCGAACCGAUGCAUCGGCCAACCUUGCCAUAAUGGUGGAGAGUGUGGAGAUUUCGGGUCUCAUCUGGAAUGCGCCUGCCCGGCGAGCUUUACCGGGAAGGGAUGUGAAUUCAAGAACACUGGAUGCAAGACUUGCGAGAAUGGUGGAAAGUGUGCGGAAGCAGCUGGAGGUCUACAGAAAUGCGAAUGCUCACCUGGAUUUACUGGAGAGCGCUGCGAGACCAACAUUGACGAGUGCUCCACCGCGCAUUGUCCUUCUGGAGCAACUUGUGUCGAUCAGGUCAACACGCAUAUAUGUGUCUGCCCAUUCAACUUGACAGGAGUCCACUGUGACAAAAUGAUCAAUACCAACUAUGACCUUCAAUUCUUGGAUCCAUUCCGACCAACAUCUGCAUCACUCUACGCACCGUUCCGCAUAGAGUCAUCUGCCUUAUCAGUAGGGCUAUGGGUGAAAUUUGAGAAACCUCAUCAACACGCGGCAUUCUUUUCUUUGCAUAGAUUUGAUAACUCAAGUCAAGAAUAUGUGAGAGUAUCUUCUAACCUUGUACGGCUAACUCUGUUCCCUGGACUAGCUGCCGUGGAGGUUCCACUAUCUAGCAGUCAACACUUGAACAAUGGAAAAUGGAAUCACCUUCUUAUCACCUGGCAGUCCAAGACUGGAGCUUACUCGGUCAUCUGGAACUCGCUGAGAACCUAUUCUAACAAUGGAUAUGCUACUGGAAAGCAACUAGAUGUUAUGACUGGAAUUACCUUAGGCUCCACUGCACUUCCAUCCUUUGUCGGAUCCAUCGCAAGAGUUGGGGUAUGGAAUAGAGUUAUCGAUUUCGAGGAGGAACUCCCUUUGAUGGUUCAACACUGUCAGAGAUCCGAGGAAAUCUACAAGGGGUUGCUAGUAAGAUUCGAGGGAUUCACAAAGAUCAUCGGAAGAGUUGAGCGAACUCAUAAAUCAACAUGUGGAGUCGAGGAGAAGUCUGCUAUGCAGAAGAGUCAAUCGCAAAUUCUCAUCGAAGACUGCCCAUCUGACAUGGUGAUCUCCUCUAUGGACCGAGAGACAAAUGUAACCUGGCCGGAACCUACCUUCCUGAGCUCUAACUCCAAAAUCGAGAAAAUCGAGAAAAAUCUGAAGCAAGGACAGAUGUUCACAUGGGGAGAGUAUGAUGUGCUGUAUACCGCCACGGAUAAUGCUACCAAUCAAGCUCAAUGCAACUUCAAGAUCCGAGUUGGAAAGGAGAACUGUGUGGACGCAGCGGAUCCAGUGAACGGAGUGCAGUCGUGUGAGAGCUGGGGACCACAAUUGAAGUACAAGGCCUGCUCGGUAGAGUGUCGCGAUGGAUUCGAGUUUCCGAGGUCUCCGGCGGUAUUCUACACGUGUGCGGCUGACGGGAAGUGGAAGCCGAAUAAGAGCCCGAGCACAAUGUUCAGAUAUCCACAAUGUACCAAACACGUCCCAGCCACCAAAGUCGUCAUUGUCCGCAUCAUCUACGGAAGCUCACCGGCUUGCACGGAAUCUUCAAAGGAAGCUUUCACGCAAAAAGUUCAGCAAACUAUCGACGCUAUUGAUAGCAAGUGGAAGAUGUGUAGUUUAACUGACGCCAAUGGAUGUGUGGGUACCCAGGUUCGUGUAGAGUGUGGAGGCUCCAAGUUACCCGAAGAGGGACGUCGCCGUCGCCGCAACCCAGAAUCAGUGCUCGCCUCAUCCUUCGGAGUGGAAAUUGAGAUUCCUGUGAAACGAAGAAUGCUGGUCGAUCCGUCAUCUGGGCUCGAGACGACUAUCCGGGAUGCUCUUCACAAUGAGAUUCUCUCAGGAGUCUUGAACUUUGAAAAGGUUCUUCCGAACGGUCGGCCAGACGUUGGAUCCCUAAAGAUCAAAGAGGAGUAUCUCUGCCAAGCAGGUCAAGUUGUCGUUCGGGAUCUCUGUGUACCAUGUGCCCCGGGAACCUAUCACUCAGCAGCGACAGGCGAAUGUGAGCUGUGUCCAAUUGGAGAGUACCAGCCACUCACUGCCCGAACCGAAUGCUUCAAAUGUGCUCCAGGACAGAUUACGGCUAGCGAGGGUGCAAUUUCAGAGGGAGAAUGCAAGGAUAAUUGCCCGCCAGGUCAUCAGUACGAUUCGUUGACUUCUGAUUGUGUAACCUGUGGCUAUGGAUACUAUCAGCCAUCUGCUGGUGCCUUUGAGUGUAUUCCUUGUGGAAUCGGAAAGACGACACUCUCCGAGUUUGCGACCAGUGAGGAUGAGUGCAGGGAUGAGUGUCCAGAUGGCGAGCAACUUUCUGCGUCAGGAGUCUGUCAGCCGUGUCAAAUUGGAACCUAUAGGUCUAGAGGAGAGAACAAAAAGUGCGUCGCAUGUCCACCAGGAACUACAACCGAGGCAACAAUGUCGACAAGACGGGAGCAGUGCAAUACGCCGAAGUGCAAGCCGGGACAGUUUUUGGUUAAGGAGACAAAGAACUGUCAAUUCUGCCCACGUGGAACCUUCCAAAACGAAGAGCAGGAGAGCACAUGCAAGCUGUGUGCACCGGACCACACCACAGCUGCUCCUGGAGCCACUGCCGAGUCUCAGUGCUUUUCGACGAAUCAAUGUGCGACAGGAGAGUACAACUGCUCCUGGCACGCCAACUGCAUCGAUCUACCCGACGAGAAUGAUGUUCCGAGCUACGAGUGUCGGUGCAAGCCAGGAUACCGUGGAAAUGGAACUCACUGUACGGAUGCUUGCAACGACUUCUGCUUGAAUGACGGAAUCUGCAAGAAGAACAACAUCGGAAAUGUAGAGUGCAUCUGUAAGGAUCACUUUAGCGGGGAUCGGUGUGAGCUGAGAUUCCAAGCUUCAAAUAACAAGCUAUGGAUUGCAACGGUCAUUGUCGGAGUCGUAGUGAUCGGAAUCAUCAUUGUGAUCAUUGUGUUCAUGAUCUCCUUCCGGUUCAAUCAUGUCCAAGACACUAAUGAAAAGUCGUCGACGUUGGCGGAUCUGUCUCCAACUGCGAAUAACAUCCUCUACGGGACACCGCCAGUUUGCGAACCUCCACGCGCGUUCGGCUACUACUACGAAGACGACGACGUCUACGAGACAAAAUCACGCGAAAUGAUCGGAAGCGGAUCAGAACGUCGUCCGACCACGUCGACGGUUACCUCGAUGGGCGGUGCAAUGAGCCGAGCCAUCGAGCAGCACAAGUACGAGCAGCGGAUGCGGCAGGCGCAGCAACACAUGUAUCAGCCGGGCGGUGGCAACGACGAGGAAUGAAGGAAUGAAAACUUAUAUACCGACUAACUACGGGUUUUCGACACGGAAUAUUGCUCUUUUUCCCCUUAUUAGUGUCUUUCACUUUGCUUCUUCUUGCGAUUGAAGAAAACUUCUCACAAAUUUUUAACUUAUUUCUGUACUUGCAGUUAGUACUUGUACCUUUAUUUCACUUUUUCUCUGAAAACCGCUCAACUCGUGUAAAUACCGUACCUCAACUAUUUUCCAGUUAUUGAAAUUAUCGAAUAAAUUUUAAUUAUUCAAUGUUAUACAAAAAA
This is a messenger RNA of Caenorhabditis elegans, 10850 nucleotides long. It is a transcript of the gene clec-78, whose product is annotated as C-type LECtin. Gene Ontology annotation, molecular function: calcium ion binding; carbohydrate binding. The transcript is spliced from 26 exons. Bases 31 to 10575 code for a protein of 3514 amino acids. The record is from RefSeq and is marked reviewed. Lineage: Eukaryota; Metazoa; Nematoda; Chromadorea; Rhabditida; Rhabditidae. Gene Ontology annotation, biological process: negative regulation of developmental process; compound eye development; regulation of multicellular organismal process. Gene Ontology annotation, cellular component: apical plasma membrane.